Fusarium keratoplasticum is the source of this 831-nucleotide messenger RNA. RefSeq names its product beta-lactamase fold metallohydrolase family protein. The record is from RefSeq and is a predicted model, not a curated record. NCBI's taxonomy places the organism in Eukaryota, Fungi, Ascomycota, Sordariomycetes, Hypocreales, Nectriaceae. The coding region runs from base 1 to 831 and encodes 276 amino acids. The transcript has a single exon.
AUGGCUCCCACCAACUUUCAGAGCGAGGUCCGCAUCACCCACAUCACCACUGCCACUUCCAUCUUGGAAAUCGAUGGAGUGAGCUUCCUCACCGACCCCGUCUUUGGGGACGCCCCUGUUGAGUACGACAUUACCAGCCUGAUGCCCAAAGGAACCGAGAAAACAGUCUUGAAGUUUGAUGAACCGCCGGCCUUGGGACUGCAUCAGCUUCCAGUCAUUGACGCAAUUCUGCUGAGUCAUGAGGAUCAUAUCGAUAACUUGGAUGAUGCUGGUCGCACCCUUUUGAACGGCCGCCCAGUCCUCACUACUCCUGAUGGUGCAAAGAAUCUGGCCCCACGACCUGCGGUUCAGGCCCUUAAGCCUUGGGAGACUGUGACUCUGACACUGCACGGCAUCAAGUGGGAGAUUACCGGGGUCCCAUGUGUUCAUAUGCCUGGAGGAGAGGUCAUUGGCUUUAUCCUACGAAACGACAAGUUCGGCUACAGCGAAGAAGGCUUACCCAACGCCAUCUACUUUACUGGCGACACCGUUCUUCUUCCCGAUCACUUCGACAUCAAGCAGCGCUUCCAUAUUGUAGUUGCGCUCAUGAACCUCGGCGAUGCGAGAUUCAAGAUUGGUGGACGCGAAGAGCCACUUCAAAUCACAAUGGGCGGCAAGGAGGCUGCGACCCUCGUCCGCCAUCUCAAUGCCGAUCACCUCGUCCCCAUUCAUUUCGAGUCUUGGCACCACUUUACUCAGCAUGGCGAGGACCUCGAGAAGGUAUUUGAGGCUGAAGGUAUUCUGGAUCGUGUCUGCUGGCUGAAGCCCGGAGAAGCGCGAAGGAUUAUCUAA